Messenger RNA from Penicillium coprophilum, 1971 nucleotides. Its product is annotated as MATE family efflux transporter. Gene Ontology annotation, molecular function: antiporter activity; xenobiotic transmembrane transporter activity. NCBI's taxonomy places the organism in Eukaryota, Fungi, Ascomycota, Eurotiomycetes, Eurotiales, Aspergillaceae. The record is from RefSeq and is a predicted model, not a curated record. The transcript has 2 exons. The coding region runs from base 1 to 1971 and encodes 656 amino acids. Gene Ontology annotation, cellular component: membrane. Gene Ontology annotation, biological process: xenobiotic detoxification by transmembrane export across the plasma membrane.
AUGGGCCCCCGAAACAUCCGCUCGGUGGAUUCCGCCGAGCAUCAAAGCUCAUUUAGCCGAUCCUUUACAUCCAGCUCGCCCAUCGCCGCUUUCGCAAUUGCACGGGAUCUUGCAGACUACAGCGAUGAGGAUCAAACACCUACCGAUGAAGCUUCUGACACCUCAACGGCCCGUCCACCCGCCAGCUAUACCAACACCAACCCCCACUCUUUAGCUGGUUCAUACCGCCGCCCCGGUCACUUCACAUCUGUCAGUCAUGCGACUAUAAUUCCGUGGACCGGGGAACAGCAAGCUCUAUCUCAAAGUGAGCGUGAGCAAGUCAUUGAAGAAGAACGGAAUCUACUCAGUGAUAAUCAUGUUAUCGCACCCGAGCAUGCGUAUGGCAAGUCCAACGGGCUACAGCACAAGAUGAGCGGCCUGCUAUCCGCUGCUGUCAGCCAAGGAUCCUCGUCUCGACGACCAAGUGCAUCUUCUCGACGUUCUAGAAGCAGGGAUCCUGAGACAGACGCGGCAAGCGAAGUCACUGCUCUGCUAGGAGAGAGGCCUGCUGAUGCAGAGGGCAGUGAAUUGGGCUUGGAAGAGAUUGAUCGGAGGUGGGAAGAAGCUGUCGCAGCUGGUCUGAUCCAGACGACGUGGCAGCGCGAAGCAAAGGUCAUUAUGAAAUAUUCUCUGCCGCUUAUGGUCACUUUCUUGCUGCAGUAUUCCCUGACCGUGGCUAGUAUCUUUACUAUUGGCCAUCUAGGAAAGGAGGAGCUUGGAGCUGUCAGUCUUGCGAGUAUGACUGUGACAAUUACCGGGAAUGCAGUGUACUCGGGUCUGGCGACGAGUCUGGAUACGCUUUGCGCGCAGGCCUAUGGCUCUGGGAAGAGAAAGCUGGUGGGCCUGCAAAUGUUGCGUAUGGUGUACUUCCUUUGGCUUAUCACCAUUCCAAUUAUGUUUCUCUGGUAUUUCUCCGAGCAUAUCCUUGUCAAGAUUAUACCAGAGAAAGAGGUCGCUGAGAUGGCGGGUCUGUAUUUGAAGAUUGCUCUCUUGGGAACCCCAGGAUUUGCUCUCUUCGAAAGUGGUAAGCGAUAUCUCCAGGCCCAGGGUGUUUUUUCUGCCUCCCUGUAUGUCCUCAUUGUCUGCGCGCCACUGAAUGCUUUCAUGAAUUGGUUCUUCGUCUGGAAACUUCAAUGGGGCUUCAUUGGUGCUCCGAUAGCCGUCGUAAUCACAGAAAAUCUCCUUCCACUCUGCCUGUUCAUCUAUGUUUAUUUCUUUGUGGGAUCCGAGUGUUGGUGCGGAUUUAACAAACGAGCAUUCCAGAACUGGGGCCCAAUGAUCCGUCUCGCACUCCCAGGGCUGAUCAUGGUCGAGGCAGAGUGUCUGGCAUUCGAAAUUUUGACGUUGGGUUCAAGCUACCUCGGCACGUCCGCACUCGCAGCGCAAUCAAUUCUCGCAACAAUCGCCAGCAUUACGUGGCAGAUCCCGUUUCCCCUUUCUAUUGCAGGCAGCACGCGGAUAGCAAAUCUGAUCGGAGCUACCUUGGUCGACGCCGCGAAGAUCUCCGCGAAAGUGAGUUUAUGCGGAGCAGCCAUCGUUGGCGUGUUCAACAUGGUUCUUCUCUCAUCUUUGCGUUCGUAUAUCCCCAGAUUAUUCAGCUCCGAUCCCGAGGUUGUCGAAAUUGUAGCGCAGGUGCUUCCGCUCUGCGCAGCUUUCCAGCUCUUCGAUGCUGUCGCGGCAAACUGCAACGGUAUUCUCCGUGGUCUGGGCCGCCAGGAAGUAGGCGGCUACAUCCAACUAUUUUGCUACUAUGCGAUUGCCAUGCCUCUUAGUAUGGGAACGACGUUUGCUUUAGAUUGGGGUGUCAUGGGCUUAUGGACUGGGGUUGCUCUUGCACUUGGCCUUGUUUCCCUUAUCGAGGGCAUCUUUAUCAGUCGGGCCAAUUGGAAUCGUUCUGUCCAGGACGCUAUAGCAAGGAAUGAGCAGACUUGA